This is a messenger RNA of Closterium sp. Naga37s-1, 714 nucleotides long. NCBI's taxonomy places the organism in Eukaryota, Viridiplantae, Streptophyta, Zygnematophyceae, Desmidiales, Closteriaceae. The record is from the annotation of a GenBank genome assembly.
AUGGGCACCCACAGGGGGACUGCGGCACUUAAAGAAGCAGCAGCAGCAACAGCAGCAGCAGCAGAAGCAACGUUAGAGGAUUCGAGGGGAGGGAUUAGCAGAGCAGACGAACUCACGCCCCGCCUGUGCGUCUCCCCCGGCGCUGCUGCUCCCCUCCCUACGCCCUCCCAUCUGCCUCCCUGCUGCAAAGAUUCCACUGUCCCAGUCUGUUCCUCUCUGCUCGCCAUGCUUCCGUGCCUUGCCGUUGCACCUGAACCCCCUGCACCAGUUGAAGCCACUGCACCAGUUAAAGUCACUGCACCAGUUGAAGCCACUGCACCAGCUAAAGCCACUGCACCAGUUGAAGCCACUGCACCAGUUGCCGGCCCUGCUGCUACUGCUGCUGCUGCUACUGCUGCUGCUGCUGCUGCUGCUGCUGCUGCUGCUGCUGCUGCUGCUGCUGCUGCUGCUGCUGCUGCUGCUGCUGCUGCUGCUGCUGCUGCUGCUGCUGCUGCUGCUGCUGCUGCUGCUGCUGCUGCUGCUGCUGCUGCUGCUGCUGCUGCUGCUGCUGCUGCUGCUGCUGCUGCUGCUGCUGCUGCUGCUGCUGCUGCUGCUGCUGCUGCUGCUGCUGCUGCUGCUGCUGCUGCUGCUGCUGCUGCUGCUGCUGCUGCUACUGCUGCUGCUGCUGCUACUGCUACUGCUGCUGCUACUGCUGCUGCUGCUGCUGAGUUCUGA